AUGAAUGCAGUGACCUAUAAUGAUUUGCAUGUUAACAUCACUCAGGAAGAGUGGGCAUUGAUGGAUCCUUCACAGAAGAAUCUCUACAAAGAUGUGAUGCUGGAGACCUAUAUGAACCUCAUUACUAUAGGCUACAAUUGGGAAGAUCUUAAAGUUGAAGAAUAUUGUCAAAGUUCUCAAAAAUAUGGAAGUCAUAAAAGAAGUCAUACUACAGAGAAAUCACAUGAAUAUACUGAGUGUGGUAAAGCCUUUGAAUGUCAUAGUCAUCCUCAAAGGCAUGAACAAACACAUACUGGAGAGAAAUCCUAUGAAUAUAAUCAAUGUGGUAAAACCUUUGCACAACAGAGUCAUCUUCACAGGCAUGAAACUACACAUAUAUUUAAAAAAACUUAUGGAUGUAAUCAAAGUGGCAAAGCCAUUACUCAUUGGAAAAUUCUACAAUUAGAUAGAAGAACACAUUCUGGAGAGAAACCCUAUGAAUGUAAUCAAUGUGGUAAAGCCUUUACAAAGCCCAGUCAUCUUCAAGUACAUAAAAGAACACAUACUGGAGAGAAACCCUAUGAAUGUAAUCAGUGUGGUAAAGCCUUUGCUCAUCACAAUGCUCUUCGAUUACAUGAAAGAACACAUACUGGAGAGAAACCCUAUGAAUGUAAUCAGUGUGGUAAAGUCUUUGCACAUCCCAGUCAUCUUCAAGUACAUAAAAGAACACAUACUGGAGAGAAACCCUAUGAAUGUAAUCAGUGUGGUAAAGUCUUUGCUCAAAACAGUACUCUUCAAAUGCAUGAAAGGACACAUACUGGAGAGAAACCCUAUGAAUGUAAUCAUUGUGGUAAAGCCUUUGCUCAACACAGUGCUCUUCGAUUACAUGAAAGAACACAUACUGGAGAGAAACCCUAUGAAUGUAAACAAUGUGGUAAAACCUUUGCACAGUCUAAUCAUCUUCAAGUACAUAAAAGAACACAUACUGGAGAGAAACCCUAUGAAUGUAAUCAGUGUGGUAAAGUCUUUGCACAUCCCAGUUCUCUUCAAGUACAUAAAAGAACACAUACUGGAGAGAAACCCUAUGAAUGUAAACAAUGUGGUAAAACCUUUGCACAGCCCAAUCACCUUCAAGUACAUAAAAGAACACAUACUGGAGAGAAACCCUAUGAAUGUAUUCAUUGUGGUAAAGCCUUUGCUCAACAUAGUGCUCUUCGAUUACACGAAAGAGCACAUACUGGACAGAAACCCUAG
Molecule: messenger RNA, 1233 nt
Organism: Onychomys torridus (southern grasshopper mouse)
Lineage: Eukaryota; Metazoa; Chordata; Mammalia; Rodentia; Cricetidae
Product: zinc finger protein 431-like
Exons: 1
Coding region: 1-1233 (410 amino acids)
Biological process (GO): regulation of transcription by RNA polymerase II
Molecular function (GO): DNA-binding transcription factor activity; RNA polymerase II cis-regulatory region sequence-specific DNA binding
Source: RefSeq, a predicted model, not a curated record